This is a messenger RNA of Rhagoletis pomonella (apple maggot), 1764 nucleotides long. Its product is annotated as zinc finger protein 91-like. NCBI's taxonomy places the organism in Eukaryota, Metazoa, Arthropoda, Insecta, Diptera, Tephritidae. The record is from RefSeq and is a predicted model, not a curated record. Gene Ontology annotation, biological process: regulation of transcription by RNA polymerase II. Gene Ontology annotation, cellular component: nucleus. Gene Ontology annotation, molecular function: zinc ion binding; RNA polymerase II cis-regulatory region sequence-specific DNA binding; DNA-binding transcription factor activity, RNA polymerase II-specific. The transcript is spliced from 4 exons. The coding region runs from base 154 to 1599 and encodes 481 amino acids.
UUGAAAAGCAUUAAAAUUGUACCAUACCUUAUAUCGAAAUAUUUUCGAAAUCUUUAUUUUCCCUGUAUUUCCAGAAAAUAUUCUCGGAUUUGCAAUUCUAUUUUUUAUCAAAUACGACUUGUGUUAUCAAUACAGCAGUGGCAGGAAUUUCAAAUGGAUUUAACAAAUAUAUGCCGUGCCUGUUUGUCGUCGGAAGAUCGGGAGCAUCUGCUAGACUGGUAUCAGCCCGUUGACUCUUUGGAUAUAUCAUACAAAGAGUGUUUUUGUAAAUGUACACAAAUUAAUUUAAGUUUGAAAGACGAUCCAAAUCACAGUGUAGAUCCAAAUGAGCUCGAUGAUACCCGAAUGCAAUAUCUAUGCUUUGAUUGUGCCCAAAAACUUAAAGACGCCUAUGAUUUUAUUGAAAAGGCGAGAAGGGCUGAUAAUGAAUUACGUCGCACACAAACGGAAAAAGUGAAGAUAGAAAGUAUAGCCAAAACCUUUGAAUGGGUUCCAGUACAUGAAGAGCUAAUGGAAGUAAAUAAGCCGCCAGAUCCUGUAGAUAUGGAUCACAUGGAUGAUAUAAAAGUACCACCAUCUAUGGAUGUCGAACACGAAAUAAAUAUUGAUAAAAAAAGGAGUGUCAGUACAACAAUGUUUCUAAUUGAAUCGGAUAAGGAUAUGCAGAGGUGCAAUAACUUGAAUGAAGCCGGGCUGGUCUUAUCGAAAAAAAGUAAACGACUCAACCUUGCUCAUACAAGACCGAAAAAUGUAAAGACAAACGAAGUAAAAUCGGAGGUGAAAACGAAAAAGGAAGUCAAAGACAUGUCUGAGCCUGCGAAGUGCGAAGAAUGUGGGAAAAUCAUGAAAAGAAGCUCAUUAAAGCAACAUAAGCAACGUCAUAAACCAAAACCUUUUCUUUGCCAGGCUUGCCCAAAAACUUUUAUGGAGUUCAGUGCUCUAAAAAAUCAUGAGCUCAGUCACAAUGGGAAACGAGAAAGAUUUCCGUGCGAUAUAUGUAACCAAAGCUUCGUAACUCCGUACACUUACAAGAAACACAAAUUGACACACGAAAACAACCGCAAACCAAUAUAUCAAUGUUCGCAGUGUGAAAAAUCAUUUCUUCAAAAAAAUGGCCUUACAAACCACGAGCUCCAUCAUAAGGGAGUUACGAUAGAAUGCCAAAUUUGUCAAAAACGUUAUGUGCGACAAAUUGACCUAGAUGUUCAUUUACGCACUCACUCUGGAGAAUCGCCAUUUUCGUGUCACCUUUGUGAAAAAUCGUUUAUACACAAACGUAUUCUAAAUAGGCAUAUGCAGAAUCAUGGAUAUUUCAGUUACAAGUGCUUGAUAUGUGGUUCUAAAUUCUCCAAAUAUGAUCAAUAUCAUAAUCAUCGCAUGCAACACACUGGAUUACCUUAUAAAUGUGGCGUUUGUGAAAAGCAGUUUCCAGAUACUUACAAGUUAGUAAUAAAAACUAAGCGUCAUAUAAGAGGCGUGCACAAAAUUGGAGAAGACAAGGAGAUGCAGAAACUCGUUGUAAGAAUAAAUAUAACAAAAGAAUAUAGAGGACGAAUAGUCGAAGUUUUGGAGAAACCAGAUGAUGAUAAACCAACUUAGUACGAUAUUCAUGGGAUUUUAUUUUAUUAAAUUUUAUGUAAUAAAAUGCCAUUCAAAUCAAAAUGGUAAAAGGUGUUUUUCUCAAUUUUCUAAAUAUUUAAGGGGAUGUCUUUAAGAUGUCGACUUACAUAUAAUAUGCACAUACUAGGACAUUCAAUCACGAAG